AUGCCUGGCAUCGUCAUGGAUGACCCAAGCGUUCAUGGAGUAUGGCGCACCGUAGGGACGGUGAACGGAGAUAACGCGGCUUCAGAUAAUGGCGCCUUUCAAAAUACAGAUAUCAACUCCCACGCAAAUGGCCAAGCGAAUGGCAUCAAAUCUCAAUCAAACGAUAUAAUUACGGCUCCGGAGCUGCCUCCUCCGGAAAUAACCCAUAUCACUCAAGGGUUCUUUCCUCUUGCCAAGGGUAUCAACAGGGUGGUUGUUCAGUGUUGGAACGAUCUACUUCACCUUCUUAGCGAGCUUGGGGAUGCUCCUCCCAACCAUCAAGGCGGCAGUAGCUCAUCCAAUGCUUCAAGUGCCAAGAAGAGCCAGAUCCUCGAGUUUGCCCAGGCAAAGAGAGCCGAAUUCAUCAAACUACUUGUUCUCUCACAAUGGGGACGGCAAGCUGUUGAUGUUGGCAGAUUGAUUGAUCUGCAGUUUUUUAUUCGUCAACGCUAUGAUCUAUACAACCACGCGAUUUUCCUUGCCGGAAACAUAAAGCGAGACCUUUUUAAGGCGCAGAUGGGAAACCCGGACUUAGAAACCGCAUUAGAAGCACUUUCAACCGGAACUGUCUCGGCUCUUCCUGCACUUCCUUUUUUGCCUCCAGGCAAACUCUCCCCCAAAGAUACCCUAAGAACACUUCGAAAAAUCAAUAAAUUGAUAAGCAUCCGACUCAUCACCCAUGACUCCAUUCCGGAAUACGCUACAUACCGUAUCCAUGAUGGAAGGGUCACGUUCACAAUUCCAAAUGAAAUCGAGCUAGACUUGUCAAUAGCCCAGGAAACGCGUAACUCUCAGUUCUUCUUUGUCGACCUCCGGUUUAUAUUUUCACCGUCAUCUGCACUUUCUAGAGGCCCCGUUCGUGAUAAUCUAGAACGUACUAUCAACACCUCGCUAAUGAAAUCGGGAAUCGUUGGCUGCUGCGACCUCCUUCACAACCUUGUUUUGACCCAAAAAAUCAUGACAUGUUUUAGACAGGCUGUUGAAUUAGCUCGAUCUCAUUGGGGUAAUAAUCUACGGAUCGAGUUGCUCCACCGCACUCUCGUUAUCCAGUACUGGACCAAUCGGCCUGGGCCAAAAAGUUGGAUUGAAAUCGGAACUAGGCGUAAUAAGUCACAACGCCGAGGCCGGGCAAACCAGCCAGAUAUACCCCGUUUAUAUGUUCGCUGGAUUCGAGAUAACAAGGAGGUUUCCGUUGAAAGCACACAUUUCGAGAACAAGAUUAUAUCAGUUGAAACUAUACUGCGAAGGACUAUAUCACGGCAUAUCCACGACAUAUUCUUCGAAGUCUAUACCAAGCUUACUGCAUCCAAGUUGUAUGGCCAAGGAGUACUCUUCCUAGAGUUAAACACGUCUGCAAUGGAGCCCGGGAAUUGUUACCUAGAUAUACAACUCACCCGCAGGAAAACUAUGCGAUUAGCUAUCGAGCCUGUAGGCGGAAUAGUUGCUCUACGGACAGUGCCACUAUCAUUGAGUCGACAUGAUGUUGAACCUGAUCCCAAUAAAGCACUAUCUGUAGGGACAUACGAACGUAUCUGCCGUCUCAGAUGCCUGGUAGCGAUGGAAGAAGCCGAAAGCCACGGACGUGUGGUUGGCUGGAAGCUAAUAGCACCCGCAAAUGUUGAUAUGCAAUCACUGCGCAAAGUACUUCCUGUCAAUGAGAUUAGAAAUAUCUCUCUCUUCCAGCACGGAGACUGGGAUCCCAAUUGGCUCGUUGCUUUUACAAGCAGCAUAGAAAGGGAUGACUGGUGGGUGAUCCAGCUGCGGGAUAAAGCAUCAGCAACUGAAUCUCAACCCCAGUGUCCCGGCGAUGGCCGCCUCAUACAGUUACAGCAAGCGCAUGCUAUUACAGGACAGUGCGGAUACGCAUCCAAUAAACACCGUUAUCGUUCUUUUGCGAAGCUUGCUAACUCCAUAUCGGGCAUGGUUGUAGCACAUUCGAAUGCAGACUGCCUUAACAAACUAAAACUUUGCCACUUUCCAAAGAUAGAGGACCAGGUUCUAGGAGUUGACAACGAAGUCCCAAGUACCAGCAUAUGCUACAAAGCCUCUGAUCUUCCACACCAGUUGCGAGUGGCCUCUCCCUUAUCCAACAAAGGCAAGACUAUCAUUAAGGACACCAUUUAUCUCUCGUAUAAGGGAAUCAACCACCGAACUCGUGAGGCAAUUGUCGUGGCUACAGGAUUUUUUGCAGUGCCAGUUUCUCAUCUUGGAAUGGCCAUCUUAGCUUCCGAUUCAAACCUCAGCUUCAAGCCUCGGUCUCGAAAAUUUGCAAUUCGAUAUCUUACGCGCACAGGUGUGCCCAUUAUCGAACAGCUCUUCUCCUGGUUACAGCGGCUCACAAAUACCAUUCUUGCUCUGGGGUUUAUCCACCGUAAAAAAUUCGUAGUCACUUCGAUGUCGUCAUCGAAAAUCAGCUUUACAUACCCUUCUUCCAACGGCAGUCUACGGGCCUCUAUAUCCUUCCAGUACAUCGACACACCUCCGCCUCUACUUUUACCAGACACCCAGCAAGCCAAGACUAAGGGUGAUAAGAGACCUUUAGCCCGGCUUCGGAUGUCGCUAGACCUCCAUGGCAAGAACCCUCAUCGACGCAUCAUGGAAUCAUUAACAGCCAUACUCAACGACCCUUCAGCUGGCCUGGGCUUUACGUUGGAGUUGCUUACCCUCACCCUACCUCUCCUGGAAGCCGUUGAGACCAUUCUUGCUGAAUCAAGAGACCGAUCCCGCGCUGUAGUCAGAAUAGCGGCUCGGUCUGCCAAAAUGUACCAUAUCUCAUACCCGUUCCUCCAAUAUCGAUUCCACCUGACGAUGAAACAACGCCGACAGCGCAUUUCUUGGCUUCUUCGGAAUGGCACGAUUCCCAGUGUCCGCAUGAGCCAGGUAGCACUGGAGAGCGAGCUGACGAAUAAAAUACUCAAGGUCAAUGGGGAUGGCUGGCGCGGGCUCGGAGACGGAGCCAUGGCGGAAGCAGACAAUCCAGUCAGCCUGAUCAUGGUACUCGACAACAUUAUUAAGACACAUGUUGCGCAACAACGCACGCAAACGGCCGCGAAUGGCGCUGGCAGAGCGAUGAUGUUGGAUGGGAACCAGAGCAAUUCCGUCCCUAGUAGUGGCACUAGCCAGCCUGCUAUGACAGCAACGAGUACUACAGGGGUAGUGUCCCCGAACAACGAAUCAGAUGCCAGCAAGCAAGCCAACAACGGCAGUGUAAUCACCAUUGACUGA
Messenger RNA from Trichophyton benhamiae CBS 112371, 3264 nucleotides. RefSeq names its product RNA polymerase II holoenzyme/mediator complex component Rgr1, putative. Gene Ontology annotation, biological process: regulation of transcription by RNA polymerase II. Gene Ontology annotation, cellular component: core mediator complex; mediator complex. The coding region runs from base 1 to 3264 and encodes 1087 amino acids. NCBI's taxonomy places the organism in Eukaryota, Fungi, Ascomycota, Eurotiomycetes, Onygenales, Arthrodermataceae. The transcript is spliced from 2 exons. The record is from RefSeq and is a predicted model, not a curated record. Gene Ontology annotation, molecular function: transcription coregulator activity.